UCUCGUGCAGGCAUUAAUGCAGAUAUGGAGUGAACUUUGAAAUGCUGAUUGCUGUUGUUUCGUGUAAAGGUGAUAUAUUAGGACGAGGUGUGUUAUGUAGCAUUUUGAAGCCAUGAUGGGAAGGAUGAUUCUACUUGUAGCUCUGACUCUGCUCGUCCCCUCCGUAACAUCAGGCCCCGUAGUGAGAACUAAGUAUGGGGCUGUGGAAGGCGUGGCCUCAAAUCUCUCCCAAAACUUUCUGGGCAUUCCCUUUGCAGCGCCGCCUGUUGGCAGCUUACGAUGGCAACCGCCGGCGGAGCCGAAGCCUUGGGGAUCCUCAGUGUACGAUGGCACGAAAUUCAAACCCGGAUGCCCACAAGUGUUCUGCGACUUAAUGAACCCUGCUAUGGUUUGUCCCAAUAAGACAUCGGAAGACUGUCUCUACCUGAACAUCUACACGCCUUUAGACGCUGAGCCUUCGUCAAACCUUCCAGUCAUGGUUUUCAUCCAUGGGGGUAACUUCGUGCACAUGUCCGCGGGCUCAUUGCUUUUCCGUGGGGACAUAUUCGUCAACAAGAGUAAUGUUAUCCUCGUUACCAUUGACUACCGAAUGGGUGCUCUGGGAUUUCUUGUCACCGGACGACAGAGUUAUGACGCCAAAGGAAACUAUGGAAUUAUGGACCAGAGAAUGGCUCUCAAAUGGGUACAGGAAAACAUUGAGGCAUUUGGCGGAAAUCCAAAUGAGGUAACGCUGUUUGGGCAAAGCGCCGGAGCACAGUCUACCAUUGUCCACCUGAUGUCUGAGAAAAGUUCGCCGUAUUUCCAGAAGGCCAUAGUAGAAAGCGCACCAUUUACAAUUCCAUUCAAAGAGUUCGCCGAGGCAAUUGUACUAAGCGACUACUUUGCGGAAAUCCUGAACUGUGGCGAGGGCAAUAUUGCCUGUCUUCGCACCAAGACAGCGGAAGAGAUAGCCCAGGCUCAGUUUAAGUCCCGCAGCAAAAUUGCUUCUCUCAAGUUUCUGGAGGAGUUUGAGCCAUGGGGCCCGUGGGUGGACGGAGACGAGAUAAAGAUGGAGCCCGUAGAGGCGUACGAGAAGGGCAAGUUUUUCGACAAGCCACUCAUUAUCGGUACGACGUCUGAAGAAACUCGAAUAUACAUAUACGAAGCUUGGAAAAAGAGAGUUACGACCCCUCAAUAUGCGCUAGUCGUCGCCACUGUGUCGCCUAGUCACGUGGUUGAGAUCCUGUAUGAGUAUCCGCCGGACGAUCCGACCGACGAGAGGGACAACUUGGCCCUUCUGGCAACGGACUUUGUGUUCGUCUGCUCGACGCGCCACGUGACUCGCGCUGCGCUGAAAAAGAACACAACGGACGUGUGGCUCUAUCUGUAUGACCACGCCUUCUCAUUUCCGGGGUGGGAGCCUCACUUUAAUUUCUGUCAGGGCCAUGUCUGCCAUGGGUCCGACAUGCCGCUAGUCUUUCAGACAGCCUCCUACGCCGGCUUUCAGUUCACUCAGGACGAACUGAUCCUUUCUGAUGACCUAAUAACUUACUUCACGAAUUUCGCAAAGUCAGGCAACCCGAACACUCCUGGAGUUGGUAAGCACAGCAGCCCUACAAAGCGCCAAGAACAGAUAUUGAACUGGCCUAAUUAUAACUCAGACAACGGCUGGCCACUAAUGCGAUUGAUGACCCCAAGCAACAAAUUAGACCCAGACUUUAAUGCUCCAUACUGUGACUUCUGGGACAGAGUCGGAUAUAAAGCUUAAUAGUGUCAGAUAAAAAUGUUUUAAUAUAUUUUGGCGUGUGUUGGCUGGACGUGCUGCAAUAACCUUUAUUAAAAGAAAACACAAUGUA
Molecule: messenger RNA, 1835 nt
Organism: Liolophura sinensis
Lineage: Eukaryota; Metazoa; Mollusca; Polyplacophora; Chitonida; Chitonidae
Product: cAMP-regulated D2 protein-like
Exons: 5
Coding region: 113-1747 (544 amino acids)
Source: RefSeq, a predicted model, not a curated record